This is a messenger RNA of Penicillium pulvis, 642 nucleotides long. RefSeq names its product putative quinol monooxygenase. The coding region runs from base 1 to 642 and encodes 213 amino acids. The transcript has 3 exons. The record is from RefSeq and is a predicted model, not a curated record. NCBI's taxonomy places the organism in Eukaryota, Fungi, Ascomycota, Eurotiomycetes, Eurotiales, Aspergillaceae.
AUGGCCUUCACCGAGCUUGUUUUUCCAUGUGUCAAACCCGACCCAGCUACACUUGAGACUCUUGAACGAGACUGGCCUAAGUUGAGCAAGGGGCUGACCGAUCCUAAUCCCGGCUUGCUCAGCGCAUUUCGUGGCUGGGUUCUGACAGAAGAUGGAUUGGAUGUAAGAAAGGACUACAAAGAGUUCCUUCUUCUUGAGUGGAACUCAGCCGACUCUUUCAAUGCCUUCGUCGGCUCGGAACAGUAUGCCGCUUUUGCUGGCUCAAUCAAGCAUCUGUUGACUGGGCCGCCUACUUUACAAUUUUUUGAAACAAAGUUGUCCCCAAAGGAUGCAGCUUCAGCUUCCAUGGUUGAGAUAAUUCGGGUGACGCUCCCCAACUCUGAGGAUGUCGAGGAAGGCCUUCAAGUGUGGGAGAAGGCAUGCCGUCAUCUAGCCAGCAAUGGAGAGAGCACGGCUUCUGUCACGUAUGGCAAGAGCAAGAACCUUGAUAAGGAUGUUGUUGUGGGAAUAAUAGGGUGGCAAACCUCGAAGGAACAGCAAGACAUGUCCCAGGACGAGGUUUGGUCGGGAACGCUGGAGUCUCUCAAGUCGCUGGGUAAAGUGUCACAGAUAAUUGUGGACAUCGAUGUAAUGGACCUCUGA